GUGUGUGUGUGUGUCUGACAGGAUAUAAAAGUGGUCGUCAGUCGUUAGAACAGAAGGAGCGACUUUCUGUCCAUCUGUCCAUCGACCGAACAACAAGAAAACAACAGAGAGCAAGAGAGAGAGGGCAGUGUGGAGAAUGUGUCCUGUGUGGCUAUUGGUUGCUGUGACAGUGUUGGGCGUGGCCAGAGGAUCAGUCACCAACCAGUGCUGGGAGCAUCCGAGCUGUCAGGAGGUCAAUGAUGAGAGGAGCAUGAUGGAGUGUGUCCGGCUGUGUCGCUCCGACCUCAGCGCCGAGGAGCCGCUGGUCCCGGGGGACGGUCACCUCCAGCCUCCUCCUCUGCCUCCCCUCGCGCUCUCUUCCUCCUCCUCCUCCUCUCCUCAGGCCAAGCGCGCCUACUCCAUGGAGCAUUUCCGCUGGGGGAAGCCUGUCGGUAAGAAACGCCGCCCCAUCACAGUCGACAGCUCCAACAGUGUGGAGGAAGAAUUCCCCGAGGUUUUGAGGCAGGAGCUCGGCGAGGCGGACGUCGAGCAACACAAGUUCCACAACGUCCACGAGAAAAAGGACGGCGCGUACAAGAUGAAGCACUUCCGCUGGAGCCACCCGCCCACCAGCAAACGCUACGACGAGCCGACGGAGAGGCGGGGCGACGGCGAGGAGGCGGCGGCGGAGCAGCAGCGGGGAGGAGCCGGAGGCAGGAAAUAGAUGGAAGUCAAGAGGGACGACCAAUCGACACACGGUUAUGUUCACGACCAAAAAACCUGUCAGUGUUUGUUUGAAGGGUUAAAAAUGAAAAAUCCACAUAUAGAUUUAUUUUGUGAUUGUUUAUUUGAUAAGUUUGUGUUUGGGGUUUUUCUGAACACACACACACACACACACACACACACACACGUGAAUCAUGUGACAGAAACAAAGAAACAAUAAAACCAAAGUUCAAUCCUA
Messenger RNA from Solea solea (common sole), 940 nucleotides. RefSeq names its product pro-opiomelanocortin-like. The coding region runs from base 137 to 703 and encodes 188 amino acids. The transcript has 3 exons. Gene Ontology annotation, molecular function: neuropeptide hormone activity. The record is from RefSeq and is a predicted model, not a curated record. NCBI's taxonomy places the organism in Eukaryota, Metazoa, Chordata, Actinopteri, Pleuronectiformes, Soleidae. Gene Ontology annotation, cellular component: extracellular region. Gene Ontology annotation, biological process: neuropeptide signaling pathway.